AAAAUAAAUAAAAAAAAAACUACGACAAAACAUAUUUGAAGAAAAAAAAAUUUUUUCAAGAGAAAAAAAGUGUGUGAAAGAAUAAAAGGAGAAAAACAAAAGAUAAUCCUUUUUUCAUUCGGAUAAAUAACAAGAAAAAUAGAAACAGACGUAUAUUUACAUCUCAUAAGCGUAUCAAGUGUUCCAUUUGUGGAUUUUAUUUUGUAUCAUCAAAGAAAAUAAGAAAAUAAAGUGCAAAAAAAACUUGACAACUGAAUUUGUUGGAAAAUAGACACAUUAAAAUAUCAUCUCAAAAAAAAAUAACUCUGAUGAUUAAGUUCUUAUCAUCGGACAGCACCACAAGAAAAAAUUUAGCAGACAACAAAGGAAAAGUACUUUUUAUUACGCAACUUUUAUUACUUUCGUAUUGAAUAAUAUUCACAUUAAAAAUUCAAACGAUCACAAAGAAAGAGCAAAAUAAAGAGAAAACAAGUGAUAAUAUUCAUCAUAAAAAAAACGUAGUGCGCUCCAGAAAGUUAAAUGAAAAUUUGUAUCAAAUAAAUUGUCAUUUUGAUUACAUCGUUGACAACAUUAUUAUUAUUAUACGAGAAAUAUUACAAAAUAUCAUCGUGAUUUCAGUCAAUAAUAAAAAUAAAAGAAAAAAAAAUAUUAAAUAAUAAUAAAAAUAAAACAAAGACUAAAAGAAAAGAAGAAGAGAAAUAAAUUGAUUUAAUACGCCAAUUAAGCGCGAACGAGAAUCAAUUAAUAAAGACGCUACUACUGAAGCAUUGUUAUUUUAAUUGUUCAAUCAAGUAAAAAAAGAAAAAUAAAAAUCUCUACAAAUUGAACGCGAUCAAGUGAAAUGCGUUUUGGAAUCGAAAAGUAAACAGAAGCCAAACGUUAAAAAUAAAAAACUUUUCUUUUCUCACAUAACAUAAAUUUUUAAAUAAAAUUUCAUCAAAAUGCUGGAUCGAGGACCAGUUCAAAUCGACAACGACAAGUUGCGUCGCGAAACGCGACUCUCCGGGUCACAUCUCAACAUUUCCAGCUUAUGCAGUGGCACACGUAACAAUAGCAGUACACGCAUCGCUCGCAACAGCAUAAUCGAUUCACAUAACAACACGUUGCCGCCACUCAGUCCACAGAGUAACAAUAAUUCGUCGUCGUCGUCAUCAUCGACAACGGGAACCAGCGACAGCGGAGACAGCAAACCAAAGUUACCAUUAACGCCAUCAGAGGUACUCAGCCUAUAUCGAAGCCAGUUGACAGAGUAUGAAAGACAGGAAAUUGACAAGUUCCCCGAAAUUUGGUAUCUUGGCUUGGAUUCUUGCAAAAUAAAUGCCAAGCCGGGAACAGCUCUUAAUUCUGGAUAUGAUGACGAUAAUGGUAGUUAUAAUAAGGUAAUUCACGAUCACAUUUGCUACCGCUACGAAAUUCUCGAAGUCAUCGGAAAAGGUAGCUUUGGUCAAGUAAUUCGCGCAUUAGACCACAAAACCAAUCAACAUGUCGCCAUCAAAAUUAUUCGUAACAAGAAACGGUUUCACCAUCAAGCCCUCGUCGAAGUCCGGAUUCUCGAUGAGCUACGAAAACGCGAUGCCGACAGCUCUCACAACGUCAUCCACAUGCUCGACUACUUCUACUUCCGAAAUCACUUGUGCAUUAGCUUCGAAUUGAUGAGCAUAAACUUGUACGAGCUGAUUAAGAAGAAUAAUUAUCAAGGAUUUAGCUUGAGCCUCAUUCGGAGAUUUUGUAACUCAAUAAUCAAAUGUUUGAGACUUUUGUAUCACGAGAACAUUAUUCACUGUGAUUUGAAACCCGAAAACGUUCUUCUAAAACAACGCGGCAGUAGUUCAAUAAAAGUCAUCGAUUUCGGCAGCUCUUGCUACUCGCACCGCAAAGUCUACACUUAUAUCCAAUCACGUUUCUAUCGGUCACCGGAAGUAAUUCUCGGAUUAUCAUAUGGCACGCCAAUCGACAUGUGGAGUUUAGGUUGUAUUUUGGCUGAAUUGUAUACCGGCUAUCCAUUGUUCCCCGGAGAAAAUGAAGUAGAACAGUUGGCGUGCAUUAUGGAGUUGAUCAAUUUGCCGCCAGAGGAAUUGAUUAAUCAGGCAACGAGACGCAGAUUAUUCUUUGACUCCCGUGGCAAUCCCCGAACAACGACAAACUCCAAGGGCCGCAAACGCAAGCCAGGCAGCAAAACGAUCUCACAAGCACUCCGCUGCAACGACACCUUAUUCAUCGAUUUUGUCACCAAAUGUCUCGAAUGGGAUCCCAAAAAACGCAUGACUCCCGAUGAAGCUGCCCAUCACGAAUGGCUCCAACCAUCAGCGACACCCACAUACAUCGUCUCCAAGACAGCUCGCGAACAAAGCAAGGAAAACAGCGAAAGUCAGAACAGCUUACUCCACAAAUACGGUCGAAAUCAACCAAUUACUCCGAAUACGAUCUUGCCUGAAAUUAAAACGCCGUCAAAUCGGAUCGGCCAAAGAUUUUCAAAAGAAAAGACCAAAGUGAUGACAACGUCAACUAGUGAUUUAGAAAUUGCACAGCAACAGUACUCGCUGCACCGCCUGUAUCAAGCAAGAACAAAUGGUACCAAAUACGGAUCUAGUCAUCACACGAACGGCGCCACAAACACAUCCGCUGGCAUGGCACACUCGCAAAGUACCGGCGACGUCACAUCCAUCUUUGGGAGGGCAUGACGUGGAACGCAACCGGAACACGUGAAAUUUAGUCAUUUUGAUGAUGCCACAGAUUUAUUGUAACACCUGCCUGUAAAUACGUUUACUAUUGUUAGUGAGGAGAUAAAUUUUUAAUGCAAGAAACAAAAAAAAAUUAAAUUAAAUUAAAAUUACGACGAAACAUGUUUUCCAUUAAUUACAAUUUAUGACAAUGAUUGAAGCCAAAGGUGGUUAAAAAUAAGUGUAGAUGUCAAAAACAGCUUAAAAUGGUCCAAAACGUGAUAAAAAAAAAUAAAAAUUAAUUUUUGUAGAAAUUACUCUAUUGGAGGAUGAAUAAGUUGCUGAUCCAAAGAGUUGAAUUAAUUAGUCAAAAAAAUAAAAUAAUAUUUUAAUCUAAAUAAAAUGAAAAUCCAAGACUGCUG
This is a messenger RNA of Culicoides brevitarsis, 3082 nucleotides long. It is a transcript of the gene Dyrk2, whose product is annotated as dual specificity tyrosine-phosphorylation-regulated kinase 2. Gene Ontology annotation, cellular component: cytoplasm; cytoskeleton; nucleus. Gene Ontology annotation, molecular function: ATP binding; protein serine/threonine/tyrosine kinase activity; protein serine/threonine kinase activity. The record is from RefSeq and is a predicted model, not a curated record. Gene Ontology annotation, biological process: peptidyl-serine phosphorylation; peptidyl-threonine phosphorylation. The transcript is spliced from 13 exons. Bases 942 to 2681 code for a protein of 579 amino acids. NCBI's taxonomy places the organism in Eukaryota, Metazoa, Arthropoda, Insecta, Diptera, Ceratopogonidae.